Lacerta agilis (Sand lizard) is the source of this 1576-nucleotide messenger RNA. It is a transcript of the gene HTR3B, whose product is annotated as 5-hydroxytryptamine receptor 3B. The record is from RefSeq and is a predicted model, not a curated record. Gene Ontology annotation, molecular function: neurotransmitter receptor activity; extracellular ligand-gated monoatomic ion channel activity; transmembrane signaling receptor activity. Gene Ontology annotation, biological process: monoatomic ion transmembrane transport; regulation of membrane potential; signal transduction. NCBI's taxonomy places the organism in Eukaryota, Metazoa, Chordata, Lepidosauria, Squamata, Lacertidae. The transcript is spliced from 11 exons. Gene Ontology annotation, cellular component: neuron projection; postsynaptic membrane; synapse. The coding region runs from base 1 to 1428 and encodes 475 amino acids.
AUGGUGAAGGUUUUCCAAUCUCUUUGCUUGCCAGGCACUUUGGCUGCAGCCACUCAGCGACCCAGGAACUCCACACUGCACCGCUUGACCCGGCGGCUUCUGAAGAAGUACAGCAAGGGAGUGAGGCCUGUCAGAAAUUGGAGCAAGCCCACCAUCGUCUAUCUUGACCUCUUUGUGCAUGCAGUACUGGAUGUGGAUGCUCAGAAUCAAAAACUGACAACAAGCAUUUGGUAUCGGCAGAUCUGGAAGGAUGAGUAUCUCACUUGGAAUUCCAGUCGUUAUGAUGGUAUCAAAGAAAUCUCUUUGCCCAUUCACUGCAUCUGGGCUCCUGAUAUUAUUGUUGGUGAAUCUGUGGAUGCCAGCAAAUCCCCAGAUCUCCCAUUUGUCUACUUGAAUGCCAGUGGCGUGAUCAAGAAUUACAAACCCAUGCAGGUGGUGUCCGCAUGCAUCCUGGAAAUGUACACUUUCCCAUUUGACACACAGAACUGCAGCCUGACUUUCAGCAGUGCUUUGCACACAGUUCAGGAUGUGGAUCUUGCUUUUUGGAGGAGAUAUGAGGAGAUCAACAGUGACCAGAAGUUGUUUCUAAAUGAUGGAGAAUGGGAGUUGGUCUCUGUGCUCUCUGAGCGGCAUAUCCUGCAAACUCAGACUGGGAGCAUUGCUCAGAUUCGGUUUCAUAUUGUUAUCACCAGACGUCCCCUGCUCUACGUGGUCAGCUUGCUGAUUCCCAGCAUCUUCCUGCUUGUUGUGGACCUGGGUAGUUUCUACUUGCCCCCGAAUUCUGGAACAAGGAUAACAUUCAAAACCAGCGUGCUGGUUGGUUACACUCUCUUCAAAGUCAACAUGUCAGAUGAACUGCCAAGCACUGGGACCGGCACAUCUCUGAUUAGUGCCUUCUUCACCAUCUGCAUGGCUCUGCUGGUCCUCAGCCUAUCCAAAUCCAUCUUCCUCAUCAAAUUCCUCCACUUGGGUGAUGACUGCACACGGGAUAAGCCCUUUGCUUCUUACUGCUGCAGGAGCGCUGUUGACACUGCAGGUGAAAACGCCAAGGCUGCUAGGAGCACAGGAGGAAAAGCUGGCACUGCUGCAGAACUGGAGCGGAGGGUUUCUGUCAAGCCCUCAUUCAUCUCUUCUUCCAACAUGAUGAAGUGCUUCUGUCUUUCUGCAGGGAUACCCUUGGCUUGGGAAGGCUCAUCUGUUAAAAACCACGCCACUGGGACAGCCACACCCCCAAUGGAGAAGAUCCGAAGAGAACUCCUCCCCAUCAGCUCCCACUUUCGUGCCCUAGGCGUUGCUGCCAAAGUGGAUGGUGAUUGGCUCUCUCUUGCAAACAAGCUUGACAAACUCCUGUUCCGGGCCUAUCUUUUAGUGUUGGCUGUGUAUGCAGUCACAAUGGGUUCUCUCUGGGGGAUGUGGAGCUCCCAGUAGGGGCAGCUGGCAAGGCAGUUCAACAUGGCACUGAAGAAUGGCCACAUGGGCAUCUUAAAUGACAUUCCCAGUCAAAUGAUUAUGCCCACUUACAGCAUUGGAUAGCACAAUUUAAAAUGUGGGGCAUCACCUUUGGCACUUGAGCGCU